GUCGAUGACGAAGCGAGCGAUGGUUCACCGCAGCAGUUUGUUGCAUCAGCUAAGGAUGUAUGUAUGAAGCAUGUAGAUGUAUUUGAUUAUGCGAAGAGAAAUCAGUCGACGUUGGACGGUGCGCGGUGCGAUACGUGAAGGAGCGACGUGAUCCUGGACAUACAGUUCAUCGUACUAGCUCUCAAGAUUAUCAAGAGGUAGAAUAAGAAAACAGAUACUUGACGCGUAGUCGUAUGGCGGAUUAUGAGCACUUUAAAGAGCGUCAUCAUCACCCUGCCUAAGGGACUGCCCAAAGCGAUCUCGGCGAACGAAUUCGCGUGCGCGACGACGCCCAGGCUGAAUUUCGUCGCAUCACUUUUGACAGAUAAAGCGAAGAUGGACGCCAGGAAGGUGACUGUCAGGCAGCAAGAGGAGGUGCACGAUGAUGGCGUCACGACUCUCAUCAAGACCGCGGAUGGCUGCGUACGCGGAAAGAAACGUCGGCUGGAUCAUUUAACGUGGGAAGAAAAAUUGCAGAGAAAAAAGCUAAAGAACCGUAUGGCAGCACAAACCUCACGGGACCGGAAGAAAGCCAGAUUGGACGAGCUGAUGGAGACGGUAAACACGCUAACGGAAAAGAACAAGCUGCUCACGCAGGAGUGCACAAUGCUGAGGACACAGAACGAAUCGCUAUUGAGCGAAACAAAGAGACUGAAGAGAGAGAGGGACACGAGGACCACCAUGAAUGAAGAUCAGCAGCAACAGCAGUACUGCUCGAUGUGUCAGACUCGUGUCGGCUGCGCUGUACCCUCGCUGGGAUCUGCCGUAUCCCCUGACGACCCUCUGCCGCAGGGUGGGACAGCACAGCCGGCAUCGUGCCUGACGCUGACGCCAGGAGGCCGUCCUGCUGAAGAUUCUGACCCUCUACCUCCUCUCGAGGAGCUGUUUAGCGACCUCCAAAGUGACGACUACAUCGAGCGACUUGAGGAGCUUGCCGAAAGCCUUCUGCGAGAAGUUACCGCUGAAAUGGAAGCAAAUCCUCAUAGAUCAAAUGAACAAGUGUCCAAUAAGGAAGAUUCCGUUAAGAAACCUGACCAUUCAGAAACAGUGGUGGGGCAGGCAUCAGAAAAUGUGGAAGCCGAUCGAGUUGGUGGAAGCGUAAACGGCGCUUCUUAUUUACGAGGUUCAACCGAUUGGCAUCCCAUCGUCUGCAGCACAGCGAGCACAGCAGUCGCACCGUCCACACUGAUCAAGACCGAGAUCGAGAUCAAGGAGGAAUCCGAGCCGACACCAGACCUUGAGACCGUUUAUGGCACGUACGACGAGGCGACCAAUUCCAUCACGAUUAUCUAUCCGGGCGAGGAGAACGGCGAGUGCGUGGGCAUUCAGGAAUGCGUGCAGGAGGUGGUGAGCACCGUGGAACACGGCGGCGGCAACGGCGUCUGCCACGUUGCGGACGACGGCGUUGUCGCGCGCCUCGCUGUACCCUCGAGUACGCAUCUUGGCUACCCAGCACAGUUUUCACCGGCGUACACCGACACCAUGUCACCCGCGAUGAGCGACAUACACUCAGACGCGGAUAACUACGGCGUUUCCGCAAAGCUGGAUUGCACCAGUCUGUCGGACGGCGGCUACGAGUCGCACGAUUCUCCGGAGCCGCGUCGGUCGAACUCCCUGGCCGAUCUCUGGCACGAGAGUUUCACAGAGCUGUUUCCAACGCUGGCCUGACAGUUCUCGCGAAGGCGGACCGUCCGACCAAUGCCGAGCCGUCACGUCUGUGAUACGUCUGGGAAUUUCGCGAGAAGUAGACCGCCGCGGGGUUAACGCAGGGUUCGCGUUCGCUUAAAUUAUAAAAGACAAAAAAAAAGAGAGGUUCGCUCUUGGAUAGUAUAUCGUUAUAAUGCGCCUUUCUGAUAUCAUUUUUUAUCUGAUAUUAAAUAGAACUUAAAAACUUCGACUAAACUCUCGCAGAUUUUUUUUAUUAUCAAGCAGUUUAGUGACAUAUUAAAGCACUUCAGGCGAUAAUGUCCUGCAAAAUGUAAAUAUUUGAAAAUAAAUUCUCAGACACACGAAAUACGUAAUUGAGAUCGCACGAGAUGUCGGCAUUAAUGAUAAUUAAAAAUAAUUAAUUAUUAUUGAUUAUUAUUCUAACUGAAUUAUUAAUUAGAAAAGAAAUUAUAGCUGUCUCGUAUAAGUUAUGUUAAAAUGACAACGGAAUCGUCUAUGCAGUCGGUCUCAGAAACGAGUUUUUUUUUUCCUUCGUUUUUUUCCUCUUUAUCGAUUUCGAUGAGUAGUCUUACGCAGCACAAAUGAUAACGCACCACAUACUAUUGGUGUUGGAGUAUCGAUUGCAGUAGCAUAUUAAGUUUCUCGCAA
Linepithema humile (Argentine ant) is the source of this 2355-nucleotide messenger RNA. RefSeq names its product X box binding protein 1 (gene Xbp1). NCBI's taxonomy places the organism in Eukaryota, Metazoa, Arthropoda, Insecta, Hymenoptera, Formicidae. Gene Ontology annotation, cellular component: nucleus. The record is from RefSeq and is a predicted model, not a curated record. Gene Ontology annotation, biological process: regulation of DNA-templated transcription. Gene Ontology annotation, molecular function: DNA-binding transcription factor activity, RNA polymerase II-specific; RNA polymerase II transcription regulatory region sequence-specific DNA binding.